This is a messenger RNA of Mugil cephalus (flathead mullet), 962 nucleotides long. RefSeq lists its product as uncharacterized. The transcript has 3 exons. Lineage: Eukaryota; Metazoa; Chordata; Actinopteri; Mugiliformes; Mugilidae. The record is from RefSeq and is a predicted model, not a curated record. Gene Ontology annotation, molecular function: olfactory receptor binding. The coding region runs from base 126 to 659 and encodes 177 amino acids. Gene Ontology annotation, biological process: protein insertion into membrane; protein targeting to membrane.
GUUUUCCAGACUACCAGCUGACAACGCCAAAUAAAAACAGAGGACCUGCUUCUGGAGCCACAUUCAGACUUUGAGCUUUCACCCUGAGAACCAGAAACUCUUCACAUACCAGACCACGGACCAACAUGAGCAGAACUACUACAGAGUGGAUUCCUUCCUUGUGGUUGGACACCUUCGAAGAGCUGCUGUAUGAAGACAAUGAGCUGGACUAUGGAGACCCAUGGUCUCUCAACUUCAGCUACAGCCAAACAGACACACUGACGCAUAAGGAGAGGAAGAGAGCCUGGAAGAUCUACAGCCACUGCGCCUAUGGAAAGUUCAGGUGUGCAUCCUGCCACAAGACCUGGCCUUCUGCACGGGUGGUGGUGUUGUUCCGUUACCGGCUGUACAACGGCCAGGGGACCGUGAUCAUGCGGCCCUUCGGUCAAGCCUGCAAACGCUGCCAGGACGAUGUGUUUUACCUCCCUGGUUUUGCCAAGAAGGAGGUGGAACACGCUUUGCUCAGGCUGAUUGCCAAGAUUGGCAAAAACUGCUACGGGGAGGAGGAGGACAAUGAGGACGGCUCGUCAGCAUGCUCUACUAAAGUGUUUACCAAACCCCAUGAGAAGAGCCUGUGUGAGGCCUGCCGGAUGGGCAUUUGUUGUCAGGAUGAGGACUAGAAAUGUGUGUGUGUGUGUGUGUGUGUAUGUGUGUGUGUGUGUGUGUGUGUGCAUGCGUGCGUGCGUGCGUGCAUGCGUGCGUGUUUGUGUGUGUGUGCAUGUGGGUGGGCGUGUGCUUCACUGCUUCUGUACUUCUGAGAUGUUCAGGGAUGUUCCUUUUCUUGUUUACAUUAUAAUUUAAAGUUAGGGACCCCGUCAACUAUGUUAACGGGAUAUAAUCAGUUUAAUACAGGACCAAUAAUAAAGGUUUUGUAUCCUUUCUUUAACAUUCUAUGCCCAAUAAUAAAGUUUUAAUAAAAAGUC